GAUGUCAGACGCAUUCGCUUUUUGUUAUCGAGGUCCGUAGAAUGCUGCAAUGUGUUAGCCGGCCGGCCCAGUUGACGAGAAUCACACGCAUUUUAAGCUCCUGUCGACAUUUCACCCACGGUUUUAGCUCUUUGUCGUCCCAGGCCCUCAGCAUGACAGACCCGGCCGUGAAGAGGGUUGCAAGCGACAUCAUCAAAUCGCCGGAGGACAAGCGGGUCUACAGGGGCCUUGAGUUUACCAAUGGCCUGAAAGCUGUGCUCAUCAGUGACCCCACCACAGACAAGUCCUCUGCAGCACUCGAUGUCCACAUAGGUUCCCUGUCGGACCCCUCCAACAUCUCUGGCCUGGCUCACUUCUGUGAGCACAUGCUGUUCCUGGGCACCAAGAAGUACCCCAAAGAGAACGAGUACAGCCAGUUCCUCAGCGAGCACGCAGGCAGCUCCAACGCCUUCACCAGCGGAGAACACACCAACUACUAUUUUGAUGUGUCUCAUGAACACCUGGAGGGAGCGCUAGACAGGUUUGCACAGUUCUUCCUGUGCCCUCUGUUCGACGAGAGCUGCAAGGACCGGGAGGUGAACGCCGUGGACUCCGAGCAUGAGAAGAACCUGAUGAACGAUGCCUGGAGGCUUUUCCAGCUGGAGAAAGCCACAGGGAACCCCAGUCACCCCUUCAGCAAGUUCGGAACCGGGAAUAAGCUGACCCUGGAGACAAGACCCUCUAAAGAUGGAAUCGAUGUCCGCGAAGAGCUGCUGAAAUUCCACUCCACCUACUACUCCUCCAACCUCAUGGGGCUGUGUGUGCUAGGCAGAGAAUCUCUGGACGAGCUCACAACCAUGGUAGUCAAGCUGUUUGCAGAGGUGGAGAAUAAGUCUGUGCCUAUCCCAGAGUUCCCUGAGCACCCUUUCCAACAGGAGCACCUUAGGCAAUUUUAUAAAGUUGUCCCCAUAAAGGAUAUUAGGAACCUCUACGUCACUUUCCCCAUCCCCGACUUGCAAAAGUAUUACAAGUCCAACCCUGGCCACUAUCUCGGUCACCUCAUCGGCCAUGAAGGUCCUGGCAGCUUGCUGUCUGAGCUCAAGGCUAAAGGCUGGGUCAACACGUUAGUUGGAGGCCAGAAGGAAGGCGCGAAAGGCUUCAUGUUUUUCAUUAUAAAUGUGGACCUUACAGAAGAAGGACUUUUACAUGUAGAGGACAUCAUCUUCCACAUGUUCCAGUACAUUCAGAAGCUUCGCACUGAGGGACCCCAGGAGUGGGUGUUCCAGGAAUGUAAGGAUCUAAACAAUGUUGCCUUUCGAUUCAAGGACAAGGAGCGUCCUCGUGGCUACACAUCUAAAGUGGCCGGCUUGUUGCACUACUACCCACUGGAGGAGAUCCUGGCGGCGGAGUACCUGCUGGAGGACUUCAGGCCUGACCUGAUCCAGAUGGUGUUGGAUAAACUCCUGCCAGAGAAUGUCAGAGUUGCGGUGGUCUCAAAGUCAUUUGAAGGACAGACCGAUAAGACUGAGACAUGGUACGGUACCCAGUACAAGCAGGAGGCCAUCUCUGAAGAGGUCAUUAAGAAAUGGCUGGGCGCCGACUUCAACGGCAAGUUCAAGCUCCCCAUGAAGAACGAGUUCAUCCCCACCAACUUUGAGAUCUACCCCCUGGAGAAAGACGCGCCCUCCACGCCCACAUUAAUAAAGGACACGGCGAUGAGUAAAGUAUGGUUCAAGCAGGACGAUAAGUUCUUCCUGCCCAAGGCCUGUCUGAACUUUGAGUUCUUCAGCCCGUUUGCAUAUGUGGACCCCUUGCAUUGUAACAUGGCCUAUUUGUACCUGGAGCUCCUGAAGGACUCCCUCAACGAGUAUGCAUAUGCAGCCGAGCUCGCUGGCUUGAACUAUGACCUGCAAAAUACCAUCUAUGGGAUGUAUCUCUCUGUGAAGGGCUACAACGACAAGCAGCACAUCCUGCUGAAGAAGAUUGUGGAGAAAAUGGCCACCUUCGAAAUUGACGAGAAGCGCUUUGACAUCAUCAAGGAAGCGUAUAUGAGGUCGCUGAACAACUUCCGUGCAGAGCAACCACACCAGCAUGCCAUGUACUACCUCAGGCUACUGAUGACCGAGGUGGCCUGGACCAAAGAUGAGCUCAAAGAGGCUCUGGAAGAUGUCACCCUGCACCGGCUCAAGGCCUUCAUUCCGCAGCUGUUGUCACGGUUACACAUUGAGGCCCUGAUCCAUGGAAACAUCACCAAGCAGUCGGCUUGUGGGAUGAUGCAGAUGCUGGAGGACACUCUCAUUGAGCAUGCUCACACCAAGCCCCUCCUCCCGAGCCAGCUGAUUCGCUACAGGGAGGUGCAGGUGCCGGAUGGGGGCUGGUACGUGUACCAGCAGAGGAAUGAGGUCCACAACAACUGCGGCAUCGAGAUCUACUACCAGACGGACAUGCAGACCACUCACGACAACAUGCUGCUGGAGCUCUUCUGCCAGAUCAUCCACGAGCCCUGCUUCAACACCCUGCGUACUAAAGAGCAGCUCGGCUACAUCGUGUUCAGUGGACCCCGACGGGCCAACGGCGUGCAGGGCCUGCGCUUCAUCAUCCAGUCGGAGAAGGCGCCGCACUACCUGGAGAGCCGCGUGGAGGCCUUCCUGCGCACCAUGGAGACGGUGCUGGGCGAGAUGAACGACGAGGCCUUCCAGAAGCACAUCCAGGCGCUGGCCAUCCGCCGGCUAGACAAGCCCAAGAAGCUGGCCGCCGAGUGCGCCAAGUACUGGGGCGAGAUCAUCUCCCAGCAGUACAACUUCGACCGAGACAACAUUGAGGUGGCCUACCUGAAGACGUUGACGAAGGACAACAUAAUGCAGUUCUACAGGGAUCUGCUGGCGGUGGAUGCGGUCAAGAGACACAAGGUGUCUGUGCACGUCCUCUCGAGGGAGAUGGACUCCUGCCCAGUGGUUGGCGAGUUCCCCGCUCAGAAUGACGUGAACCUGGCCCCCGCACCCUCUCUGCCUCAGCCGGUGGUUGUGCAGGACAUGACGGAGUUCAAGAGAAGCCUGCCUCUCUUCCCUCUGGCGAAACCGCACAUCAACUUUAUGGCUGCCAAACUGUGAACCAUCGCCCCGCCCCAAAGCAGCGUGGGAUUGCUAGGGGCGCAGGAACCCACUGCCCCCCGCAUGCCCCCCCCCCCCCCACGCCUAGACCAGGAACAUCUCCCUCAUGCAACUGGAGCUAGAAGCGCAGUCACUUUGAAUGAGCAUGUGUGCUUGCGUGAGUGUGUGUGUGUGUGUGUGCACUUGUGCGCACGUGAGAGUGAGUGAGUGUGUGCGCGCCUCGGUAUUAAGUAUCUACCUGGUCAGUUGGAAGCUCCAAAAGGUGGAGAUCCGAGUCACAGGACUUUGCCACUUUGCAAGUCCCUAUUACCAUAGUCGAGUGUGAAAAGUAGUGUCCACAAAGCACUUCAGCUCUCUCUAAAACGUUGCAGUGAUAAGGUGAGUAAAACGCACCGACAACGCUGUAUAGGAAGUAGAAAAUGAAAAAUGAAAUAUGCAUAUCAGGGCCAGCACCCAUAGCCCUGUACCCUUGCUAAACACCUAAUGUAGGUCCUGCCUGGUUUACUUUACCAUAGGAAGUGGAUGAAUGUUAUGUAUGGUAUGUUUUUGGCCCAUGAAGCAAGCAGAAGGCUCAUUCAUUACAGUCCUCUUACAUUGGAUAGAGAUGAGCAAAGUCCCAGAUCUUUAUAACUUGAAGCCACCUCAAUUUAUUCAGCCAUGCUGGUGCUGGAGGAGCGGAAUUCAUGUUAUCAAGAUGUCAGACGUAUGAGAAAUGUUCAUCUUUGUAUAGAUCUAUGAAAUUUGACCUUGUCUUUUAUUUCGUACUUAUUUUCUUUCUUUCUUUCUUUUUUAUUUAAACAAGUAAAGUGUUGGGGUGCUUUGAAGAGCUGCUUUUAGACUGCUAUGAAAAUUCUAUUAAAUAGUGUCAGGUUUGUCUUUUUAUUGUUUGUUAUUCUUUGUUUUAUCUCCAAUCAGUGCUUUUUCAAGGGCUGUUGUCCAAGUAUCUACUCAGGGUGGCCCCAAUGACUGAUUUUAUUUGCAGAUUACGAAUGAAACAAAAAAAUAAACUUUUUAAAUGCC
Sardina pilchardus (European sardine) is the source of this 4109-nucleotide messenger RNA. RefSeq names its product insulin-degrading enzyme (gene ide). Gene Ontology annotation, cellular component: cytosol; peroxisomal matrix; mitochondrion. Gene Ontology annotation, biological process: hormone catabolic process; peptide catabolic process; amyloid-beta metabolic process. Gene Ontology annotation, molecular function: metal ion binding; metalloendopeptidase activity. NCBI's taxonomy places the organism in Eukaryota, Metazoa, Chordata, Actinopteri, Clupeiformes, Clupeidae. Bases 42 to 3089 code for a protein of 1015 amino acids. The transcript has 25 exons. The record is from RefSeq and is a predicted model, not a curated record.